Molecule: messenger RNA, 3859 nt
Organism: Bubalus bubalis (water buffalo)
Lineage: Eukaryota; Metazoa; Chordata; Mammalia; Artiodactyla; Bovidae
Gene: EHF
Product: ETS homologous factor
Exons: 9
Coding region: 161-1063 (300 amino acids)
Biological process (GO): regulation of transcription by RNA polymerase II; cell differentiation
Cellular component (GO): nucleus
Molecular function (GO): sequence-specific DNA binding; DNA-binding transcription factor activity, RNA polymerase II-specific
Source: RefSeq, a predicted model, not a curated record
UUGUCAUGUGCAUUGAUCUUCACUCUGAUGAGGGCUCAGACGUGAUAACACUCCCGGUUCCCUGUCCCCGUACAAGCUGGCGUGAGUGCUUCUAGCAGUCUUCCCUCCAUUCGCCACAGCUAUUGGAUUUCCCACCCAGAAUCUUUAGGUAGAUGAGAUCAUGAUUCUGGAAGGAAGUGGUGUAAUGAAUCUCAACCCCAGCAACAAUCUUCUCCACCAGCAGCCGGCCUGGACAGACAGCUACUCCACGUGCAAUGUUUCCAGUGGGUUUUUCGGAGGCCAGUGGCAUGAAAUCCAUCCUCAGUACUGGACCAAGUACCAGGUGUGGGAGUGGCUCCAGCAUCUCCUGGACACCAACCAGCUGGAUGCCAGCUGCAUCCCUUUCCAAGAGUUUGAUGUCAACGGCGAGCAUCUCUGCAGCAUGAGUCUGCAGGAGUUCACCCAGGCGGCAGGGACGGCCGGGCAGCUUCUUUACAGCAACCUGCAGCAUCUCAAGUGGAAUGGCCAGUGCAGCAGUGACCUGUUCCAGUCCACGCACAAUGUCAUUGUCAAAACUGAACAAACCGACCCUUCCAUCAUGAACACCUGGAAAGAAGAAAACUAUUUAUACGACACCAACUAUGGUAGCACAGUAGAUUUGCUGGACAGCAAAACUUUCUGCCGGGCCCAGAUCUCCAUGACAACCACUGGUCACCUUCCCAUUGCAGAGUCACCUGAUAUGAAAAAGGAGCAAGACCACCCGACCAAGCCCCACACCAAAAAGCACAAUCCGAGAGGGACUCACUUAUGGGAAUUCAUCCGCGACAUCCUGCUAAACCCAGACAAGAAUCCAGGGUUAAUCAAGUGGGAAGACCGGUCUGAGGGCAUCUUCAGGUUCUUGAAAUCAGAGGCUGUGGCCCAGCUAUGGGGGAAAAAGAAAAACAACAGCAGCAUGACCUACGAAAAACUCAGCCGAGCCAUGAGAUAUUACUACAAAAGAGAAAUUCUGGAACGUGUGGAUGGACGAAGACUGGUAUAUAAAUUUGGCAAGAAUGCACGUGGAUGGAGGGAAAAUGAAAACUGAAGCUGCUGACACCCUUGAACAUAAAGCUAAACAACCCCCCAAAUGAUAACCAACCAUGAAGUUCCCGGACGUAAAUAUUUCAAAGACUACUUGUUUUCUGAUAUUUAUGUACCACGAGGGGGAAAAAAAUACAUCUACUUCUAACAGGAAGAAGGAACAUGACAGUUGAUAAAAUUAUUUUGUUACUUUUGAAGUAUGUCCUAUAUGGGGAACAAAUGUACACAGUUUUCUGUGAAAUAUGACGCUGUGCCUGGUUGUGAUUUUUGACUCUAUUGUGAACUUCUUUUCUGCUGCAAGAAGGACAGAGUCUUGUGCUUCUUGUUAAGAGAAAGAAAAAUAAUCAGAGGGCAUUAAAUGUUUUUAUAUACAAAAUGAUUUAGGAAAAGGUGACGUGUUCUCCACACGUAAGCAUUCACGUUGCCUCCUCAAGUGAGGUGGAUGUGGUCGCCAGGAUGAACUUCAGGGUCUCAGAUUGAUGGGAUGAACCAGAAGGAUGCUUGGGAUGUUUACCUUGACCUUCAGGAGUGAGUGAGUGGAGACUGAGGACUUCCACAGUCCAGGGUGGGCUGUAAUCACUGCAUAAUCACAUAACUUUCCUGUUUAAAUCAGAGAAGAAUAAUGGUGCAGGGGGCUUUAUACUCGUUCAGGAAUGAUUUACCUGGGAUGAAGUCUAUCUUCCCUCCUCCUUCUCGACUCAUUGGUGAAAAACUUCAAUUGCCACCUCUGCUUACUUUUGGUUAUUCAAGAGAAGGUCUAGCCUUGGUUAUUUUUAUAUUAAUUGCUUAAAAAAUAAGUGGGAAAAGGAGAUGAUGAGUUUUCUCUUGUAUUCCCAUUGUCUGUGGUUUCAAAAUUGGCACAAUUGACAUUUUUGGCUGAAUUUGUCUUCGUUGUGUAUUAUUUUGGCUGUAGUCUGUGUUUUGAGAUGUUUAGCAUAUCUAUGACCUCUACCUUCUAUAUGCCAAUAGCACUGUGGUCGUCAAAGUUGCGACAACCAAAAAUGUCUCUAGACAUUGCCAAAUGUCCCCCAGGUUGGUUAGGUGGGAGGAUUGCCCUUAACUGAGAACCACUGGUUUAGCCAGUCAAGAUGAAGAUGGUGAUUUACUCUCAGAACAACAACAACAAAAAUCCCUGGAGUGAAGACUUUAAAGUCAACUUAUUUUUCAUUUUUAAAAUGUUGUGACAGUGAGUUUAAAUCGCUAGAGGGACUUCUUUUCAGAACCCCAGAUGAGAGCUAGAAUCAGAUAACUUAAACAAGGGCUAACAAUACAACACAUUUUCAGUAGAAUGACAAAACAGAGAAAAAAUGAUAUUGUGGAAGGAAACACAGAGGAGAGAGAGGGAGACCGACAGAGAGAGGUUAGUGCCAGGGAGACACAUUUGCAGAUAUUGCUUCUUAUAAUCUUUCCUCUUUGGGAUAACCUUCCUGUCGCAUUUUAACUCAUUCCAAAGUGAAUGCUGUCUUGCCUAGAUUUGGAUCUAGAGGAAUGUUAAAACAAACAAACAAAAAAAGACUUCCUUAGGAAUAAAGGAAGAAGAAAGAAAGGAUGGAAGAGAAAAACAGAAAGGAAGGAUGGAAAGGAAGGAAGAUGGAAGAGAAAAACAGAAAACUCAGUUCAGGAGCUGUGGCCAGGAAGGAGUUAGAGACUUUCCCCAGUAUCUGUACUUUGACAAUGCUGAGUAGCACCUCUAGAGGAGACCAAGUCAUGCAGAAAGAAAAACAACUCAGUUGUACCUUCAGAAGGUCAUUCAUCUCACUAAGCUGUGCUCCAAGGUCACUGGCCAUCAUGGCUCUCAUUAGAAGGACGAUGAGCAGCACAAAUCUGAGACAUUCCCACAAGAAAGACAAACCUUGUUCUCCAAGCAAGGCUAUAGAACUGAGGCUUUCCCAGCAGUUGACCAUACUUUCCACAGAAGAGAUUAAACUUCCAGAUAUUUGAAUUAAUGUAAACAUGUGAAUGUUUGCAUGUCUGUGUAUAGUUAUUAAGAGACAUCUGCUAAUUUGCUCUCUGCUGUCCUCUGGCUUGGCCUGUUCAUCAUCUAAGCUGCCUGGAUCAUUCUCUGAGCUCUCCCUUCCUCAAAACUGUAAGUUUCUCCUGUUCCUCCAAAUUGGUCUUGGCUCUUUCUUCACCCUCUCUGUUGAAGAGCAACCCCUGCUAGGUAGUGAGUCUGGGGUGUAUUGACUGGAACACUGCAGAUAAUUAGCAGAUUGUGUUAUCUGUUGAAAGUGACGGUUUCUUGGCACCUGGUUCCUACUUAAAUAGGUUGGCGUAUUAAGUUCUCAGCAUAUAUCUCUAUUGUCUUGGCUUGAGUUUGAUGCAUUUUCUAUGUGCUAUUCGUGACUUGGAGAACUCAAGGUAAUUGAGCCAUGCCAACUUGGGGUGUGCACAGAAUCUUUCCCACCCCAGUGUUGCAAGGGAGAGCAAAAUCUCAGCAACAAGCCAGCAACAGGUGAAGCCCCCUUCUUUUGGCAACUCACAGCUUCUCACUUGAGAAGCUCUCAUCUGAGCCAACACUCCUAUGAUCACUACACAUGGCCUCCUUAAACCCCUCUUACACUAAAGGCUUGGGCUCUUAUUUUAUUUUUGCAUGGGAACCUGAGGAAGGAAAUGUAUUGCUAAGACUUUACUAGAUUCAGAUCAUCUGGGGCCUCUAGAUAAUUGACUUGAUGAAACAAGCAAAGCCCUGACCCUCAACAACGUGCCUACAACUUCUGGAAGUUGCUUUCUGAGCAGCACAGACCAGGGCAGUGAGUUUUUCUUUGAAAUUUGCUUGUUCUUUUUCUUUUUUUUUUUUAAA